AUGUCUCACUCGCUCACUUCAGUUUUCCAAAAGAUCGACGCCUUGAAGCCUCAAUUCUUCAGCAGGUUGACCAAGGCUAUUCAAAUCCCCGCUGUUUCCUCUGACGAAUCACUAAGGCCUAAGGUUUUUGACAAGGCUAAAUUUAUCUCCGAGCAAUUGUCCCAAUCGGGGUUUCAUGACAUUAAGAUGGUGGACUUGGGCGUUCAGCCUCCACCAAUCUCUACACCUAACUUGUCUCUGCCACCUGUGAUCUUAUCUAGGUUUGGUAGCGACCCUUCAAAAAAGACCGUCUUGGUAUAUGGCCAUUAUGACGUUCAGCCUGCCCAAUUGGAGGACGGUUGGGAUACCGAGCCUUUCAAGCUGAUCAUUGAUGAGGCUAAAGGUAUUAUGAAGGGUAGAGGCGUCACUGACGACACGGGUCCGCUGCUGUCUUGGAUUAACGUUGUGGACGCAUUCAAGGCAUCCGGGCAGGAAUUUCCUGUUAACUUGGUCACAUGUUUCGAGGGUAUGGAAGAAAGUGGUUCUUUAAAGUUAGAUAAACUGAUCGAAAAAGAGGCCAACGGUUACUUCAAAAAUGUGGACGCUGUUUGCAUUUCUGAUAAUUAUUGGUUAGGCACUAAAAAGCCUGUUUUGACUUACGGUCUAAGAGGUUGCAACUACUACCAAACUAUUGUCGACGGUCCAGGUGCUGAUUUACACUCUGGUAUUUUCGGUGGUGUUGUUGCUGAACCAAUGAUCGAUCUGAUGCAGGUUCUGGGUUCUCUUGUAGACUCCAGGGGCAAAAUUUUGGUUGAUGGUAUCGACGAAAUGGUUGCUCCCUUAACCGAGAAGGAGAAGGCCCUGUACAAGGAUAUCGAAUUCAGUGUAGAAGAAUUGAACGCCGCAACUGGUUCCGAAACAAGUUUGUACGAGAAGAAGGAAGAUAUUUUGAUGCAUAGAUGGAGGUACCCUUCAUUGUCGAUCCAUGGUGUGGAAGGUGCCUUUUCCGCCCAAGGUGCAAAGACAGUUAUUCCAGCCAAAGUCUACGGUAAGUUUUCCAUCAGAACAGUUCCCGACAUGGACUCUGAGAAAUUGACCUCUUUGGUUCAAAAGCAUUGUGAUGCCAAAUUCAAGUCGUUGAAUUCUCCAAACAAGUGUAAGACCGAAUUGAUUCAUGACGGUGCUUAUUGGGUUUCUGAUCCAUGCAAUGCUCAAUUUACUGCAGCCAAAAAGGCCACCAAAUUAGUCUAUGGUGUUGAUCCUGAUUUCACCAGAGAAGGUGGUUCGAUUCCAAUCACUUUGACGUUUCAAGACGCUUUGAAAACUAGUGUUUUAUUGUUGCCAAUGGGGAGAGGUGAUGAUGGUGCCCACUCAAUCAAUGAAAAAUUGGAUAUUUCCAAUUUUGUUGGUGGUAUGAAGACCAUGGCUGCUUAUUUGCAAUACUACGCUGAAUCACCAGAAAACUAA
Saccharomyces kudriavzevii IFO 1802 is the source of this 1446-nucleotide messenger RNA. RefSeq names its product metallodipeptidase (gene DUG1). The transcript has a single exon. Gene Ontology annotation, molecular function: metallodipeptidase activity. The record is from RefSeq and is a predicted model, not a curated record. Lineage: Eukaryota; Fungi; Ascomycota; Saccharomycetes; Saccharomycetales; Saccharomycetaceae. Bases 1 to 1446 code for a protein of 481 amino acids. Gene Ontology annotation, biological process: proteolysis.